GACAAAGAACAUGGGCCGGAAAAGAAGCAGACCUCAAACACCUCCACAUAUUCACGAAGAUGAUCGAUAUAGGACCCCAGAACACGAGGAAACCCCUAAUGACAAAAGAAAACGAAUAUCACGAAAGAUCAAUGCUGCUAGAAGGUACUACGAAACUCUAUCACCAGAACUCAAUCCCUCAUCGAUUCAAGACCAACCUAUUCAAAGACAUAUCAGGACAACACAUAAUCUUGCUCGAAAUCCCUGCAUUGGAUGUGGGAGUCCCCAAAUAACUGCUGUUGUGGUGGAAAGCCAGUUUAUUCGUGAAGGUCAACCAAUUGCACUUAAGAUAUUAAGUGGUCAAGGUUACAAUAUUCGACGUUAUAACCGACCUACUGCUAACGAAGUUGCCGUCUUAAUGAUUGAUGAUGACAAUGUUACUAGCGGGCAUGACAUUCUCCUCCGAAAUACACAAGAAUGCCAUGCUGCAUAUGACCCACUUCAAUACCCAUUGUUAUUUCCAUAUGGCCAACUUGGGUGGCAUCCUAACAUUCCUUAUUCAACAAGCAUCAACAUUAUCGAGAGUGAUAAGCCUAAGAAUAAUGAUAAUCCUGGAGAUAGAUUCUCGGAUGACGAACCCGUUGAAUCUGAUGAGUCGAGACCAACCAGACGAAUCCGAGUUAUGAUACGAGAUUAUGCAGCAUAUCGCUUACACAUAUGCAAUCCU
This is a messenger RNA of Acaulospora morrowiae, 706 nucleotides long. NCBI's taxonomy places the organism in Eukaryota, Fungi, Glomeromycota, Glomeromycetes, Diversisporales, Acaulosporaceae. The record is from the annotation of a GenBank genome assembly.